Molecule: messenger RNA, 2129 nt
Organism: Pseudonaja textilis
Lineage: Eukaryota; Metazoa; Chordata; Lepidosauria; Squamata; Elapidae
Gene: RAB31
Product: RAB31, member RAS oncogene family
Molecular function (GO): GTPase activity; GTP binding
Source: RefSeq, a predicted model, not a curated record
GGGCCAGCCGCGGGUCCAGCGCGCCGAUCCAAGAACGGCAACUGCGUCUUCCGAAAUACGCUGAAGCGCAGCUAUUUCGUAAGCGUUGGAUUUGGAUGAGGAAAGCGGCAAAAGAAAGCGAGGAGGAGCCGAAGCCGCGGGGUUAAGCUCAUGUGACCGCUGGCGGCACAGGGCUGGGGCUUCUGAGAAGUAGCCGUAACUGCUGCCGCUUUUGCCCGUUUUUGGAACUGGGUAACAAGCGAGAGGCCGAAGGAUUCGCUCCUCUGAAGGAUGCGAAGCUGCCUCGCUCCAAACAGAUGAUGGCGAUACGAGAGCUGAAAGUCUGUCUGCUUGGAGAUACUGGAGUUGGCAAAUCAAGUAUAGUUUGUCGAUUUGUUCAAGAUCAUUUUGACCACAAUAUUAGCGUUACUGUUGGAGCUGCUUUUAUGACUAAAACAGUCCCCUGUGGGAAUGAACUUCAUAAAUUUCUGAUCUGGGACACAGCAGGUCAGGAGAGGUUUCAUUCGCUGGCACCUAUGUACUAUCGUGGAUCAGCGGCAGCUAUUAUAGUUUACGACAUAACUAGCCAGGAUUCAUUCCCUAUAAUGAAGAAGUGGGUAAAAGAAUUAAAAGAACGUGGUCCUGAAAACAUUGUAAUGGCUAUCGUUGGAAACAAGUGUGACCUUUCUGAUAUUAGGGAGGUACCUAUGAAAGAUGCCAAAGAAUAUGCAGAAUCUAUAGGUGCAAUUUUUGUUGAGACUAGUGCCAAAAACGCAAUUAACAUUGAAGAACUCUUUCAAGCAAUCAGCCAGCAGAUUCCACCUUUCGAAACUCAUGAAAAUGACAACAGUAGAACAAUCAAACUCAGGAAGGAGACAGCUCAGACAACACGAAGAUGCUGUUAAACCAGAACUGGUUUGAUGCACUUGAAAAUAAAACAAGAUCAUUUAUUUAUUGAACGACGGACUUCAGAAAGCCAACAACAUGGUGCACUCUCUAAAAACAGUAGUAUCAGUAUUUUUUAUUGAUGGGAUUAGUAGGAGAAAAAUAUCUUUCUAAUGAAUUCUGCAGAAUUCUCCAGACAAUUAGUUUAAGCUGUAAACUGGUUGAAACAAUGACUCAAAUUAUUUGGAAUAAUCUGUUUAAACUGUUGACUAUUCUAAAGAAGCAAUAACAAUUUUUUUGCAAAUCUUUUUUAUAUUUUCAGUAUGUUUUCUCAUUGUGUAUAAUUUUACAGAAUUAUAAUGCACAGUAUUAUAAUCAAAUGAAGAAGGUUUUAUUUUACUGGAUUUGGCUUCUACUAUUUUUAGAAUUAUUUUUAAAGGUAUAAAUGACAUACUUAAACUUCUGCAUCCCAUGCAGAUAAAAUCUAGUGACAAUAACAAUUCUAAUAAAUGUUAAACUGUUACUUCUGUAUUGGAAAAGCAAAAUCAUUGAAAUGUAAACACUUUAAGUUAAACAGCAGCAGUGGUUUUGGGUAUACUAAAUAUUGCAGAAUGUUAAAGGCAAACAGACAUUUCAUCAAAAGCCAAAAAAGACCAGGAUACAUUUUCUAUUGAAUUCAUUUAAAUUUGAAAUAAUUUACAACAAUCUGCAGUCUGAAUACAAAAGUUCUAUACUUGUAUUUUUUCUUAUUCUUUAGUUUAAUAUAGUUAUCUGCAUCUAUAUCUUUGAUCUGUCUGUUUCUUACUUAGUAACAAUACAGAUGCAAGGUGGAGUCCAAGGAAGUUGAAAACAAUACAACCUUUUUUUAUCUGAGUCCUUUUUGUAAUAGAUUGAGUAUUAAGCUGAUAUCAUACCAAGCUGAUACAAACAACAACAACCACCCACUGAAAGAUCUCAGUACUGUCAGCCCUCUCAGAUACACCAGACAGGAAACAUGACUAGUUUCCAGACUGAGAAAUUUCAUCAAUAUAUUGUCACACAAUUUGGGGAGGACACUCUUGAGAUUGGUGCGAGAGAAAUCAGUGCAUUCCGGUGACUUAUUCAGACUGAGAAAGCUGCUUGGGUUAUCAGCAAAACAUCUCAAACCCACAAGGAAAUAAGUCCAGUUGCCAUGACUCGAUUUCCAGAUGAUUAGAUAAACUAAUUCCACUUUAUUGUAAUGCUACAUUAAUAAAAUCUUGUAAGACUGAAAGUACAGUGAUACC